Molecule: messenger RNA, 1446 nt
Organism: Tarenaya hassleriana
Lineage: Eukaryota; Viridiplantae; Streptophyta; Magnoliopsida; Brassicales; Cleomaceae
Exons: 1
Coding region: 222-950 (242 amino acids)
Biological process (GO): proton transmembrane transport
Cellular component (GO): plasma membrane
Molecular function (GO): voltage-gated proton channel activity
Source: RefSeq, a predicted model, not a curated record
GUAAGCCCAUAUCUCAUGCUUUUUCAAUCGUUACCCUAAAGAAUGCAGCCAUGCUUACUUGCCUUUCAAGCAACAACUCCAAAAUACCCAAUUCUCAACCAUAAAGCUGGGUUGUUGCCUUUUGCUCAAACCUCACAUCAUCGUCUUCAUCAUUAUCAUCAAGAUCUUGCAAGUUCUCUUCCAUUCAUCAUUAUCAUCAAGAUCUUGCAAGUUCUCUUCCAAUGAAUUCAGCCAAUGAAAUCAUAACUGGAGAGGUUGAAUCUGUUGAAAUUUCGAUCCAAAACCUCUUAAAGAGUUGGCACAGAAGGCAAAUAUGGCGACACUUUUGUCUCUUCCGUCCAAAAAAUCAACAGAUGAUCAUCACCGGCAAGAAACAAUGGAGAAUUACCAUAACUAAUUUCCUAGAGUCGUACCCAGUCCAUGUCUUCACCAUUCUCUUACUUUCUUUGGACAUCCUAUUCACUUCCCUUGAACUAUCUUCAUCUCUGCUCUCCUGCAAAUCUGACAAGAAAAUCGAGAACGGGAAUGAGUGGUACCGUUGGGGAGGAACAGUGAUACUGAGCAUUCUAGCCGCCAAAUCCAUAGCCUUAUCCAUUGGAAUGGGCAUCUCAUUCUUUCGACGCCCGGGUUGUGUGGUGGAUGGUGCAGGAGCCAUCGGAGCCUUGGUUCUACAAGUGUUUCUCCAGACAAAGGGGGCCGGCCUAAUCGUGGUGGUUUGCUUGUGGAGGGUACUCAGGGUUGUAGAGACUGCGUUUGAGCUGAGUGACGAAGCCAUUGAGGUGCAGAUAGAUGGCAUCAUUGCCCAGUUUCGGGUUCUUAGUGAAGAGAAUAGACAACUCUUAGAGACUAUAGCAGAGAAAGACGAUGUAAUAAAGAAGCUAGAUGAAGAGCUAAAUCAAUACAAAGAGAUGGUGGUUGUUUUACUGCAGCGUCAAAGCGAGGCUACAUAAUGAAGAAUUUAACCCGUCUUCUAGUCCUAAUGGAAUGUAUAUCCCAUAAUAGAUAGGCCUCUACAAAACAACCAAAUCAAAACAUGAAGCAAGAAAUUGCGCCAUAAAUAAGCAAAAAAAUUGAUGCAAAAGGAAUCAUACUUUUCAAAUCACAGAAUCAGAGGCUGGAAGAAAUGGAGCAUAGUCAAGGUAAUGCUGAUUGCAUUUCACUCUUGCGAGCAAUUACGCGUUUGUGUUUCCACAAGUACAAGGUCACAGUCACAGAGCCCUUUGGACUCCGAGUUUCCUAUUCUUGGUUUUAAGACGUAAGUCCUAAGUUGUGCUUGAAUCCCCUACAACCAAAAGCGGCUUACAAGUGAGAUUACGAAACCAGCUGCAUUUUUCAGCCUUAACCGAUCACCAAUCUCUUUUUUUUUUCCGGGUUUUAUGUCUCUUAACUGAAUGACAAAUAAGGGUUGAGAAACUUCACAAAAGUUGACAAUAUUUGCCAGUAGAA